Messenger RNA from Symbiodinium natans, 2103 nucleotides. Lineage: Eukaryota; Dinophyceae; Suessiales; Symbiodiniaceae. The record is from the annotation of a GenBank genome assembly.
AUGGUUGGUGCCGGCAAGAGCAAGGGUGGCAAAGGCAAAGGGCCCGGAGAGGCCCAUGCCAUGCAGUCAGGCUGGACCGCCUGGACCGCCUGGACCGCCUACGCCGCCUACGAGCAGAGCAAGGCGACCAUGCCACAAACAGGCGCCAGCCUGGGCAAGGGAGGCACAGGGGAGUCGACCAAGCGCGUGCCGCGUCUGGCAGCAGAAAUAGCUGGCGCCAUAGGCGACCUGGUCGAGGGAAAAUUCACGCAGGACGACUUUUGGGAGGUCUUCGAAAAGUUCUGCUGGGACAAAGGCUACCCCAGUUCCGGCUUUGCCACAGUGUGGUUCUUGCUGCAGCGCUGGCGGGUCAUUGGCCGAGCCAACAAGGACAAGUUCAAGCUCCUAAGCCUCACCCAGUCCAACUUCAAGACGCGCACCCCUACAGAUGCUCUGGGAGCGUUAGACGGUACCAGGCCGAAACUGCUCGCCCAAGAGCUCGCCAGCCCGGUCCCGGAGUAUCCACUUCCACAAAAGCUGCAAGCCCUCACCGCCAUGGAUGUCUACAAGAUGCAGGCGGCCGUGCUCAAGCUUCUUGAGUCUGAAGGCAUGAAGCCAGGUCAGAUGGAAAGAUGUUAUCAGGACUAUCAGCACUUCCUUCUCUAUGUGGAGGAGCUUCAGAUGAAGUUUGACAUUGCCCUCUACGACUUGGAGGUGGAGGAGCGCCUGGAGUACGUGAAGAAUGUGGGCCUCUACAAGAUCUGGGUGCCUGGCCUGGCUGAGAAGAGGCCGAGCAUACUGCGCGGAGACACCGUCUUGCUGACCUGCCAGCAGCAGGGGAAGUUCCGCGGGUAUGUGCACGAGCUUCGCCUGGACCAAAUCCAGGUCUCCUUUCACGAGAGGACACCUUUGCGGAGCAUGCACAGGGCUGUGGAUGAUCUUCACUUUCCUGUGGACGCCACGACGCACAUCGUCAGGCCAGUGCCUCGCGCCCACCCGCAACUCAACCCGAAGCAGACGGAGUUCUUCGCGGCCGUGACGGCGGGAGCGGGGUCAGGUGUUUUUGGAGGGGAUACUGGUUGGUAUGCGGCUGUAAUCAACUACAUCAGGACCCACACAAUCCACACGGUCUUCCAGAGCCAGAAGCACGCGAAGAUCCUGGUGGGACCAGCCGGACAACUUUUGUUCUUGACGGCGGAUGGAAGCAUCUUCAACACUUUCUGCCAGGCCGGCUACUUCGUGAUACCAAGUGUCGAGGAGCUCCAAGGUUUUCAGAUCGUUGUCUGCACCUGCACAACUGCCUCCUACAUCCGCAGCCGCCUGAAACAAGGCCAAAAGGGAUGGUUCACGCACAUCUUCGUCGACGAGGCGGCGCAAAGCGUGGAAGCAGAGGCCCUGGUGCCCAUCACGUUGCGCAAGGGGCCACAGACCAUGGUCUGUCUGGCUGGGGACUUCAAGCAGCUUGGUCCGGUGAUCCGCUCGCCCGUCGCCAUCGAAUAUGGCCUGCAGACAUCGCUGAUGGAACGCUUGGUGAACAAGAUCACAGUCGACCAUUCCCGGGUGUUUCCCCUUCUGGACACGUACCGUGCGCAUCCAUCCAUCUUGUGUCUCUACAACAAGCUGGUGUACGCGAACGUGUUGAACUGCCGCUGUGGGCAGGAGAGCUAUUGCAUGACGACAUGGCCGGAGUGCCCCGUAUCCGGCAAGAGUCGCCAUCCAUUGAUCUUCCAUCACUGCAAUGGCCAAGAAAGCCGCCAGAGGAACUCGCCAUCCUGGGAAAAUGUGCAGGAAGGCAGCAUCGUGAAGCAGUACCUCAUGAAGCUGAUGGAGCAUGGCGUCAAGCAGGAGGACAUUGGUAUCAUCUCUCCGUAUCACAAGCAGUGCACGAGAUUGCGGUACAUCUGUCAAGGUGAAGGCUUGGACAUCCAAGUUGGCACAACUGAGCUGUUUCAGGGCCAAGAGAAGAAGGUGAUAAUCAUCUCGACUGUGCGAUCCCGGCAAGAGCAGGAGAUCAAAAGUGACAUCCGCUUCUCAUUGGGCUUCCUCGGGAACUACAAGCGCACGAAUGUGGCCAUUAGUCGUGCGAAGUCCCUGCUCAUUGUCGUGGGCAGCUCGACUCCCUAA